Struthio camelus australis is the source of this 1428-nucleotide messenger RNA. The record is from RefSeq and is a predicted model, not a curated record. NCBI's taxonomy places the organism in Eukaryota, Metazoa, Chordata, Aves, Struthioniformes, Struthionidae.
AUGAACUGCAAUAUAGGCCAAAGGGAGAAGUUGCAGGGAGAAGGUGAUUGUGUUUGCAAGUGUCUUAGCAGAAGUUCUCCUUGCCGGAUGUCUUCAGGUGCAUUGUUUCCAAGCCUGGUGCCAGGCUCCCGUGGCUCUUCCAGCAAAUACCUGGUGGAAUUUCGGGCAGGAAAGAUGUCCCUGAAAGGCAGCACUGUAACCCCAGACAAGAGAAAAGGCCUCGUUUACAUCCAGCAAACUGAUGAUUCCCUCAUUCACUUUUGCUGGAAAGACAGGACUUCAGGCAAUGUUGAAGAUGAUUUGAUUAUUUUUCCUGAUGACUGUGAAUUCAAGAGGGUACCUCAGUGUACUACUGGUCGUGUGUAUGUGUUGAAGUUCAAAGCAGGAUCAAAACGACUCUUCUUCUGGAUGCAGGAGCCGAAGACAGAUAAAGAUGAAGAACACUGCCGUAAAGUGAAUGAGUAUCUUAACAAUCCCCCAAUGCCUGGUGCUUUAGGUGGUAACGCAAGUGGAGGCCAUGAACUCUCAGCAUUAGGAGGUGAGGGUGGCUUGCAAAGCCUUCUUGGAAACAUGAGCCAUAACCAGCUCAUGCAGCUGAUCGGACCAACGGGCUUAGGAGGACUUGGUGGGCUGGGUGCACUGACAGGUCCUGGACUGGCUAGUUUACUUGGAAGUGGGGGACCCCCGACCAGCAGUUCAUCAUCAAGCUCUCGCAGCCAGUCAGCUGCUGUGACACCAUCUUCCACGACUUCUUCUACACGUGUAACGCCUGCCCCGUCUGUUCCUGCGGCUGCAUCUGUGACCAGUCCGAGUCCUGUACCGAGUUCGGGUAAUGGAACCAGCUCAGCCACAAGCCCAACCCAGCCCAUUCAAUUGAGUGACCUUCAGAACAUUUUAGCUACUAUGAAUGUGCCAUCUGGAGCAGGAGGACAGCAAGUUGACUUGGCUACUGUUCUGACUCCUGAGAUAAUGGCUCCCAUUCUAGCCAAUGCCGAAGUUCCAGAGCGGUUGAUGCCUUACCUUCCCUCAGGGGAAUCUCUGCCGCAGACAGCAGAAGAGAUUCAGAAUACCCUGACAUCUCCUCAGUUUCAGCAGGCAUUGAGCAUGUUCAGUGCUGCCCUAGCUUCUGGACAGCUUGGCCCCCUAAUGAGCCAGUUUGGCUUACCAGCAGAGGCAGUAGAUGCAGCAAAUAAAGGCGAUGUAGAAGCGUUUGCCAAAGCAAUGCAGAACAGUGUCAAGUCAGACCAAAAGGAAGGCGACUCUAAGGACAAGAAAGAUGAAGAGGAAGAUAUGAGUUUAGAUUAAGUUAUUUGCUCUUCCUUACAGAUAUUCCUAGAUACUAACUAACUUAAGCAACUGCAGUAGGAUUACUAACUUCAUAUUAUGCUUAUAUAAAUCUACAAAUAAAGGAAUUUUCUUUAUCUGCCA